AUAGUGACGGGAGGAGGAGAGAGUGUCAGUAAGUCGUACCUUUUUCUUUUGUAUGGUCUCAAACCAAUGGCUUCGAAUGCGAGGAUAGGCAUCGGAAUCGGCCCAGUGUCGACUCACAGUGUCGCCGCCGCCGCCGCCCCCUCCGCCAACGCCAUGGCUCCUUCCACCACCGCUCUCCCCACUCGCCACAGCCUCUUCUACUCCAACCGUUUGUCGUCCGCCCGCCGGCCCUCCCUUAGCUUCGACUCGCCCCGAGCUCGGCCCCGAGCUCUCCGAGUCAGAGCUUCCUCUGAGGACUCCCCUUCCUCUUCCUCAGCUGGAGGCGUAGAGAAUGUGGUGAUAGUAGGUUCGGGUCCUGCUGGAUACACGGCAGCGAUAUAUGCAGCUCGUGCAAAUUUGAAGCCGGUUGUGUUUGAAGGGUAUCAAGCCGGAGGCGUCCCGGGGGGACAGCUGAUGACCACCACUGAAGUGGAGAACUUCCCUGGGUUUCCCGAAGGAAUAACUGGUCCAGAUUUGAUGGACAGGAUGCGGAGGCAGGCAGAGCGUUGGGGAGCAGAGCUAUUUCAAGAGGAUGUAGAGCAUCUUGAUGUUAAAAGCAGGCCUUUCACUGUGCAAAGCACCGAGCACAAGGUGAAAUGUCAUAGUCUUAUUUUUGCUACUGGAGCUACAGCAAAGAGGCUCAGAUUGCCCCGUGAGGAUGAGUUUUGGAGUAGAGGAAUCAGUGCUUGUGCUAUUUGUGAUGGAGCCUCACCCCUCUUUAAGGGACAAGUUCUUGCUGUGGUUGGAGGGGGUGAUACAGCUACAGAGGAAGCCCUAUACCUUACAAAAUAUGCUGGCCAUGUUCACCUACUUGUACGCAGAGAUCAACUAAGGGCAUCCAAGGCAAUGCAAGAUAGAGUGAUCAACAAUCCAAAUGUCACCGUGCACUUCAAUACAGAGGCCGCGGAUAUUGUUAGCAACUCGAAAGGUCAAAUGUCUGGCAUUUUGAUAAGAAAAGUCGAUACUGGGGAAGAAUCCGUGCUUGAAGCAAAGGGCUUAUUCUAUGGUAUAGGCCAUUCACCAAAUAGUCAAUUAUUGGAAGGACAAGUUAAACUUGGCGAUUCUGGUUAUGUGCUAGUUGAGGAAGGCACUGCAAAAACUUCUGUAGAAGGUGUAUUUGCGGCAGGGGAUGUUCAGGAUCAUGAAUGGCGGCAAGCGGUUACUGCUGCUGGGUCAGGAUGUAUUGCUGCCUUGUCUGUUGAGAGAUAUCUCACUAGAAAUAAUCUGCUCAUUGAAUUUCACCAGCCACAAACCGAAGAAGUCAAGAAAGAACUUACAGACAGGGAUGUCCAAGAAGGAUUUGACAUCUCAAGAACGAAACAUAAGGGCCAGUAUGCUCUACGGAAAUUGUACCAUGAAAGUCCCAGGCUUGUGUGUGUACUUUACACAUCUCCAACAUGUGGUCCUUGCCGAACACUGAAGCCAAUUCUUGGCAAGGUGAUUGAUGAAUUCGAUCAGAAUGUUCAUUUGGUUGAGAUUGAUAUCGAGGAAGAUCCCGAAAUAGCAGAAGCUGCUGGGAUUAUGGGCACCCCGUGUGUGCAGUUUUUCAAGAAUAAGGAGAUGCUCAAGAUUGUCCCGGGCGUCAAAAUGAAGAAAGAGUAUAGAGAAUUUAUUGAGGCGAAUAAAUGAGGAUGUCUCUGAGAACCGUAAUGUUUUGCUGCUUCUUCCCAACUUCCGAUUCAUUUUUGUUCCUCUCUCACGAACUUGCUAGUCAAAUAAUUCCUUCUAUGUUCUUUGCAAUGAGAUUGUAUUGAUCGUGUACACCUUUCUUGGGUAAAAAGGAUCAAGAAUGGAUGUUGUACAUGUUUCGGAGAGUGUUCCAUAUUCUCCAAGAACUCUGAGAAUCUCAUAACUGAUCCAUUUGUUUUGCCCCAUUCCGGAUCUCAUCAUAAUUUUCAAGGAGCUCAAUUUCAUCA
This is a messenger RNA of Punica granatum (pomegranate), 1955 nucleotides long. The record is from RefSeq and is a predicted model, not a curated record. NCBI's taxonomy places the organism in Eukaryota, Viridiplantae, Streptophyta, Magnoliopsida, Myrtales, Lythraceae.